Molecule: messenger RNA, 1106 nt
Organism: Pogonomyrmex barbatus (red harvester ant)
Lineage: Eukaryota; Metazoa; Arthropoda; Insecta; Hymenoptera; Formicidae
Molecular function (GO): protein binding; serine-type endopeptidase inhibitor activity
Source: RefSeq, a predicted model, not a curated record
AGGAAAUACGUCAAGCUAUAUAGUAUAAACAGAUAAGAGAGAAACGAUCAUAUAAAUCGAAAAGCACACACUAAAGAUCGUCAUUUGGUUAUUGUUUAGUGUAUUUAAAACGUUGAAAACGUUGUGUCUUAUUCUUUUCUACCAUUUUUGAAUUUGAAGUUGCACGGAUACAAACAUGAAAUACGUUUAUGCAGUUGUGCAAGUAUUGACUUUGAUUUGGUUGGUCGCCUUGGCAUUCCCGCAAAGAGACCCGUCGAACGGGAUUGACACUGAUUCUAUAAUAUUUAUGAACGAUGAGACGAGCAUCACAACGAGCACCACACCGAGCACCACGCAAGGGACAACUAAUUGUCCAUGUGUCGCAACCGCAGAAUACAACCCGGUAUGUGGCAGCGACAACGUCACAUAUUGGAACAUGGGAAGAUUUAAUUGUGCGAAAAGUUGCAAUCCACGACUUACGAUAAGGAUAAUCAGAGCUUGCGAACCGUACAUUCAACAGAGUAGUAAUUAAAUAGCAUUUGAUUUGCCAUUGCUUAGAUUGACAAAUGUGACAGAACGACAUAUAGACGCUUGCACGUGUUUAUUAGUGGGAAUUCCUGAGAUGCAAUUAAUUAUUGAUCAUUGACAUGCCGCAAAUUCCAUACCUUAUGUCCUUAUUCGAUGUAUUACAUUAUAUUUAAACAUAUGCAUUUUCAGUUUGUUACUAUCAUUAUUUUAUAUAAAAACUGCUUAUUGUAUAUAUAUAUUUUACGGCAUAAUUAAAUUAUUUUAAGUCAUAUACGUUAAGUUAUGUUUCAAUACUAAAAAAGAAAAAAUUAAAAUACUCAUAAUGUGUAUAUAAUUAUUACAUUCGGAUGUCAAUUCAUUAUAGCUAUCUAUAUAUCUUUAUUCUUUAUAUCAAGAUACCUCUGCUGUAACUUUAAAUAACAUUUAAUUUUAAAAUGCUGCGAGAUAAAUCAUAUUAUAUCUGUCGAGCAAUGCGAUUGAGGUGAUAAUUUGGAGGCUGGUAGGAUUAAUAUUCCUGUGCGAUUUAUAAAAACAAGUCUGAGAAAUGAACGCUUGCUCAUUGGAACGCAACAAUUUGAAUAAAUCAUGGAACAGAUUUC